Messenger RNA from Eurytemora carolleeae, 2775 nucleotides. Its product is annotated as bestrophin-4. The coding region runs from base 269 to 1975 and encodes 568 amino acids. The record is from RefSeq and is a predicted model, not a curated record. Gene Ontology annotation, molecular function: chloride channel activity. NCBI's taxonomy places the organism in Eukaryota, Metazoa, Arthropoda, Copepoda, Calanoida, Temoridae. The transcript has 26 exons.
UACUAGUAGUAAACAACUUGAAGGGUUACGUGUCACAACCCCCUUAUCGUCAAGACAAGAGGGAACUACAAAUUAAAUUUACAUUUUAGUUGUACAACCAUAUAUACGCCGAAAUGUGUGCUCUGUAAACUGUACACCCUAAUCUGUACAUCUGUACAACUUGAAAAAGUGUGUUUCAGUUUGUCAGAAUACAUUACUGACCGAGAGAUUUCAACUCCCUAACAAAUCGUCUAAAUCGACGAAAACGUAGUGACGACGAGUUUUCAAAAUGACGGUAACCUACAUGCAAUAUACGCACACUGCAGCCAAACUUGGAGUUUUCAGCAGGAUUUUAUUAAUUUGGAGAGGAAGUGUCUGGAAGGGGGUUUGGAGGGAUCUUUGUUUAUUCAUCUCUCUAUACGCAUUUAUCAGUAUUAUGUACAGAUACGUUCUAGUUCUGGAUGAGAAGAGCAAAGAUAAUUUUGAAGUGUUCUGUGUUUACUGCUCUAAAGGAAUACAAAGGAUCCCUCUCUCAUUUAUUCUUGGUUUCUAUGUUUCCCAGGUAGUUUCAAGAUGGUGGGAUCAAUGGAAUGCAUUGGCUUGGCCAGACAGGCUUGCCCAGCAGCUGACGUGCUAUCUUAACUGCAGGACUACCCGACGUUCCUGUAUUAGAUGGGCCUGCUUAUCUAACGUGCUGACUCUUCGAAUGAUUAGCAGUAAGGUUGCCCUGAGAUUUCCAACUCUUGAACAUUUAAUAGAGGCAGGACUCCUCACUUCUAAGGAGCUAGGAAAGCUGGAUCUGAUGCUGGAGAAAACAGGUGGAAGACAUGAUUUGUCUUGGUAUCCGAUUUCAUGGGCUCAGGAGGCUGUCAGGAAGAGCAGAAAAGAUGCACUGAUUCCUGCGGAUCUCUGGAUGUCUAAACUUCAAGACUCUCUGAUGAACAUUGCUGAUCAGAAUUGGAGAAUGUUUUGUUAUGGCUGGGUUAGUAUACCCCUAGUGUAUACCCAGCUAGUGACUAUAGCUGUUUAUACAUACUUCUUUGCUGCGCUCUUCGGUAGUCAGUAUCUAACUCCCACCAAAUACUUGAUAGACGGAGAGAUGUUCUACAAGGUAGAUGAGCACGAUUACAGACCUGGAGCAACUGGAAACCUGGUCGGAUAUGAUGAUAGUAUUUUCGAUAUGUAUAUCCCCACCUUUACCCUACUGGAGUUUGUAUUCUACUUUGGAUGGUUAAAGGUUGCCGAGUCUCUGAUCAACCCUUUUGGAGAAGAUGAUGAUGAUUUUGAAACCAAUUAUAUUAUUGACAGAAAUCUCCAGCUCGGAUAUCUGAUGGUAGAGAGAGAAGAUGUGGUUCAAGAAGAUCCUUUCGGAGAAUACGAGAUCCCGCCUAAUGUUCUUCCUCACACCAUGAGUUCUAAAGAGUUCAUAGACUCAGGACCUCAGAUGCCUACAGACAAUGUGUAUGUGGAGGAGGAUGGAAUGGCAUUAGUUACUGAGAAGGAUCAGGACGAUCAAGGAUUGAUCGUAAACCUUAGACCCAGUAUCAAAUCUAGACUAAGCAGACUAGGAAGUUCAAUACGAACUGGAAGACGACCUUCUAUUGCCUCCCGUCGUUCUUGUGGUUCCAUUAUUUCCAACAGAGGCAGAGUAGAGUCACGCAAACAAUAUGGGAAAGAUGGUUUGAUAAGUCGAAAUUCAACCUAUACUGGUUUAUCAUUUGGAGUCCCACAAUCAAGCGGAGAAGUAUCUCUGAGUAAUGGAAACGGUCCAGUACCUGUUCUUACCCGGGGUAUAAGUAGGAAGAGUAACGAUACAAAUCACAGAGAUAACGGGAUUGUAUUGGAGGAGAAGGCUGAAGGAAAUACGAAGUCCCCAAAUGGUCUGACCUCAUAUACUACAGAAAAGGAGGGAACAGAUUUCAAAAAGGAGAGUGUUUGUGACAAAUAUAUUGUUGAUUUACCUGUGGAGGAGGAGAAGGAUACUAACAACAUAUAGAUCGUUUUUUCCAAAAACGAUUAACAACCCUAACAACAUCUAAACAUUUUAAUCUGAAAAUUUGAAAUCGAAAACUCCAAGUUUGUUAUAUGUGUAAAUUCAUCGCUUAAUGCUUAAUGCAUGAAUAUUCAACCUUCACAACAAAAAAUCCGAUACGUCUUUCAUUCCUAUAACUCCUGACGAAAUCAGCAGAUAUAAAUAGAAAAAUGGUUUUCAAAUGUUGCCGAAUUUUUUUUCUAUUUUAAUACUAGCUCUGAUAUGUUUAUUCCAGACAUAGAUCUCUUUUGAUUGAUUUAAACAAUUCUACUGUAUUAUUUAGAUAAAAUGAACUCCUAAAACCAUGUUUAUUGUACAACGUAUACAGUGCUUAAAGGGACUUAUCAGUUAAGACAUAAUUUCUAGUGUAUCCAUUUUAAAAGCAAUUUGCAUCAUCAAGUAUAAAUUAGAUAUCCAAGCUUUUAACGUUUGAAAACUGAUAAUUCUCCAUUUAUAAUUUUAUGUUUACUUCCCAUACUUCCCCGGUAUAGAUAAGAUAAAGGUCGGUUUCUAGAUUACCGUUGCGGCAGUCCGAUUAAAAAGUGUGUGAUCAUGUAUUUUAUUAUUGGUUUGUACUUAGAUCUGGUAGUUGUGAACUAAUGUACAAGUUCUUAUCUACUCAUGAAGGCCGUACGGUGUUCAAUAGACAUACAUAUAAGUUCUAGUAGUUCAUUUUUCUGUUCAAUUUCUCGCGAAUAUUGUGUUAUUAUUUACAUUGUGCAAUAUGUACCUAUUUUUGACUCGAGUACAACAAUGCUUGCUCA